GCCUCCACUAUCCCUCUACAAAAAGUGAAUAGAGCAAGCGUUUAAGUUAGGCCAGCCGUUUUUGUAGUAAUAUUGAUCAAAACUUUCUAAAUAAAACUAAAAAGAGCUAUGGAAUCAUCAAGUGUAGACAAAGAAACAACGAAAGAGCAACUGAUUGAUAAGGUUGUAGUGCAUCCCUUAGUACUACUGAGUGUCGUGGAUCACUUUAACAGAAUUGGAAAAACUGGCAAUGUUCAAAGGGUUGUGGGAGUCUUGCUUGGGUCAAGGAGAAAUAAAAUAUUGGACAUUUCGAACAGCUUUGCAGUUCCUUUUGAUGAAGAUGAUAAAGAUGCAACUGUAUGGUACUUGGACCACGAUUAUCUUGAAAAUAUGUCAGCCAUGUUCAAGAAAGUAAAUGCUAAAGAAAGAGUUGUUGGAUGGUAUCACACUGGACCAAAGCUACAUCCAAAUGAUAUAAGGAUAAAUGAAGUGGUCAGAAGAUUCAAUCCAAAUUCUGUCUUAGUUAUAAUUGAUGCAAAGCCAAAGGAACUUGGCCUCCCAACUGAAGCAUACAUAGCUGUCGAGGAAGUUCAUGAUGAUGGCACUCCAACAUCCAAGACAUUUGAACAUAUUCCGAGUGAAAUUGGUGCUGAAGAAGCUGAAGAAGUUGGAGUUGAACACCUUUUAAGGGAUAUUCGAAACAUUACGGUUGGUACUUUGUCGCAAAGAAUCACAAAUCAGCUUGUUUCCCUGAAAGGCUUGCAUUCACAUUUGCACGACAUCCAAAAUUACUUAGAACAAGUUGUUGCCAAAAAGCUCCCAAUAAAUCAUGCCAUCGUUUACCAACUCCAGGACGUUUUUAAUCUUUUGCCAAAUCUGAAUAUUGAUGAGUUCAUGAAGUCAUUUUUAGUUAAAACUAAUGAUCAAAUGCUGGUCAUUUAUGUUGCCUCUAUGAUUCGAUCAAUUAUUGCUUUGCAUAAUUUGAUCAAUAACAAGCUACAAAAUAAGGAUUACGAAAAGGAGGAAACAAAAGGAAAGGAUACCAAAGAAAAAAAAGAGAAGGAAAAGAAAAAGGACGCGGAAAAAAAAGCCAAGGAAGAGAAGGAAAGUUCUACUGAAAAGUAGUUAAUAUUACAACAAAAUGGAUGGUUUAAAAUAUAUUUGUUGAUCGUGUUGGUUAGUUUCUCCUUCAUUACUGAGAUGUGGUUUCAAUACCAUACCAUUUA
Molecule: messenger RNA, 1205 nt
Organism: Rhopilema esculentum
Lineage: Eukaryota; Metazoa; Cnidaria; Scyphozoa; Rhizostomeae; Rhizostomatidae
Product: 26S proteasome non-ATPase regulatory subunit 7
Biological process (GO): proteasome-mediated ubiquitin-dependent protein catabolic process
Cellular component (GO): proteasome regulatory particle; proteasome complex
Molecular function (GO): protein binding; metallopeptidase activity
Source: RefSeq, a predicted model, not a curated record